AUGAACCCUUCGGCCACCUUCCUGGCCGGGCGCCAGAACAUCGGGUCAGAGGUUGAGAUUUCCACUAUUGAGAAACAACGGAAAGAGCUGCAGCUGCUCAUUGGAGAGUUAAAAGAUCGAGAUAGAGAGCUUAAUGAUAUGGUUGCAGUACAUCAGAGACAACUUCUUUCAUGGGAAGAGGAUCGGCAGAAAGUGUUGACUUUGGAAGAACGUUGCAGCAAAUUAGAAGGUGAACUACAUAAAAGAACUGAAAUAAUCAAGUCACUCACAAAGAAGGUGAAAAGCCUUGAAUCGAACCAAAUUGAAUGCCAGAGUACUCUUCAGAAGACUCAACUACAGCUUCAGGAGAUGGCCCAAAAGGCAACCCAUUCCUCUCUCCUCUCUGAAGACCUUGAGGCUAGAAAUGAAAAUCUCAGCAACACAUUAGUGGAACUUUCUGCUCAAGUGGGACAACUGCAAGCUCGUGAACAGGCUCUCACCACCAUGAUAAAGCUAAAGGACAAAGAUAUUAUUGAGGCAGUCAAUCACAUUGCUGACUGUUCGGGUAAAUUUAAAUUGUUAGAGCAUGCCUUACGUGAUGCUAAGAUGGUGGAGACCUGUAUUGUGAAAGAAAAGCAAGAUUAUAAGCAGAAAUUGAAGGCACUUAAGAUUGAAGUCAAUAAAUUAAAAGAGGAUCUAAAUGAAAAGACAACAGAAAAUAACGAACAACGAGAAGAGAUCAUUCGCCUCAAGCAAGAGAAGAGUUGCCUGCAUGAUGAAUUGGUCUUUACUGCAGAGAGAGAAAAAAGGAAAGAUGAGUUACUUGAUAUCGCAAAGUCAAAGCAAGAACGCAUGAAUGCAGAAUUGCAUAAUCUGAGACAGAUUUACGUAAAACAACAGCGUGAUCUGCAGUUUCUUAAUUUCAAUGUGGAAAAUUCUCAGGAAUUAAUACAGAUAUAUGACUCAAAGAUGGAGGAAUCAAAGGGCAUGGAAUCCAGCAGAGACAUGUGUUUAUCAGACCUUGAAAAUAACCACCUAAAAGUCGAUUUUAAGAGGGAGAAAAAUCAGAAGUCACUGGUUAAGGACCAAAAAUUUGAGACCACGUUGGUUCAGCAAACUAGGUCAGACAAGAGCUCUUGUGAUGUAUGCAAAGAGAAGAAACUACAGGUUAAUACUUCAUUUGGGGGAAAAAGUGUAAUUGCUAUCUCAUCUCUAUUUGCAAAAGACUUAGUGGAGAAACAAAAGUCUUGGUCUCUGGGAGGAAAAAUCCAGAUUGAACCCGAAAACAAAAGUACAUUUUGCAAGAUCCACGCAAAAUCACACAAAGGGAAUGGAAUUGGGAUUCAGAAUGAAGAGAAGCAACCCUCAGAAACAUCAACAUCUGUAUCUGAUGAUAAAUGGCAUGAUGUCAACGUUUACCUGGGCCUAGCCAGCUGUUCUGAUUCAAAACAGCCAGAAAAGCUGGAUGUCGACUAUCAGGACCACCUGGAAAGGCCUGGAGUCUCCUGUUGCCACAAAAAUGAAGACUGUGUGGAUGAAAGCGACAUGUGGGAGUCCAAGUGCUGCCACCCAAGUAACUUCAUAAUCGAAGCGCCAGGCCACAUGUCUGAUGUGGAGUGGAUGAGCAUCUUCAAGCCUUCCAAAGUACAGAGGGUCGUGCGCCACAAGUCCAUGUGCACCUGUUCAGAAAGUGCCAGCAGGACCAAGUACAACUCUUCGACAAGUGAGCUGAUCGCCAUUCAGCAGUCCCACUGUUUGGGUUCUUCAAAAUCUGCCUUAAGAGAGGAUGAGAAGUUGAUAGAGAUAGAAUCCUCUUUGGAUAAAAAGAACUCAUCUAAGAUUUUGUUAGUCAACAAAGACACAGCCCUGCCCAGUGAAAAGGAUGAUUUUUCCCCCACAAGUAAGCUUCAGCGUUUGCUGGCAGAAUCCCGUCAGAUGGUCACGGACCUGGAGCUGAGCACCCUGCUUCCCAUCAGCUCUGAGAAUCUCAGCACCAGCAAAAGCAAUAUGGAAGUCUCUGAAGAGUCAGCUGAAAAAAAUACCCCUCUCAGUAACUGA
Molecule: messenger RNA, 2037 nt
Organism: Rangifer tarandus platyrhynchus (Svalbard reindeer)
Lineage: Eukaryota; Metazoa; Chordata; Mammalia; Artiodactyla; Cervidae
Source: the annotation of a GenBank genome assembly